GCAAAAACGACAGUUGCGCAAACCAUACAAACAAGGGUAGUUCUGGCCACCUUGCCGCAGGCCAGUGGCGGAGUGGCCUAGAGACUCGCACGUCAGAUCGACGCCAGCAGAUGGGCGGGGGCAACCCGGGGACGAGAGUCAGGGGUCUCUCGGAUGGGCACCCAUCAUCGAAGCCACUUCGGGCCGCGGACGAGCAACCGGUGCCUUUUUGGGCUUAUCGCACAUGCAACCACUCGCGCUACGAAAAGUUGGCGGGGAAGAGGACGGCCCUGCCGGACCCCAGUGGCAACGUGGCCAGCAGCUCAGGUCUGCCAGCGGAGCGAAUCGCGAACUGCCAUGUGCUUUCGAGUGUCUUGAUCGACGCUGUGUGAGGUCGAUAGGCGGAGCAUGUAUUGGUGUUUGCAAAAGGAACAACAGGAACAGGACCCUUUGUGCUUUGCCUCGUUGUCGGUCUGCCUCCCCGUCCCUGGCUUUGUUUUUUUUCUGGAUGCUACCUUCAUGGGGCUCCAGGGUGGCUGUGGUCAGAACAGGGUCACCAUCAAACAAUCAUGCACGUGUAAUCCGUCCCACCACUUUGUCCCUCUCCCAUGUCAGCAAGCG
Messenger RNA from Gaeumannomyces tritici R3-111a-1, 600 nucleotides. RefSeq lists its product as hypothetical. The transcript has a single exon. NCBI's taxonomy places the organism in Eukaryota, Fungi, Ascomycota, Sordariomycetes, Magnaporthales, Magnaporthaceae. Bases 111 to 371 code for a protein of 86 amino acids. The record is from RefSeq and is a predicted model, not a curated record.